GGAGCCAUAUGGGGGAGCAGCGCAUCAAUCGAUGCUUCAAGAAAUCACGUAUACAUUGCCACUGGAAAUCUGUACUCGGCUCCUCAACGCAUCCAAGACUGUCAAGAAAGACUAAACAAUCAGACUACACCAACAAAUCCAGACGAGUGUAUUGAGCCCGAUAACCAUUCGGAUUCCAUAAUGGCACUGGACAUGGACAAUGGGAAAAUCAGGUGGUACAGGCAGCUCGGAGGCUACGAUGUCUGGUUCUUUGCUUGCAAUAAUUUGUCAACCCCUAAUUGCCCAAGUGGGCCAAACCCGGAUGCUGAUUUUGGGGAGGAACCAAUGAUGCUAAGCAUCGAACUUAAUGCUACUAAACUAGACGUUGUCGUGGCUGUCCAGAAAAGUGGAUUUGCAUGGGCUUUGGAUCGCGAUGAUGGGAACAUUAUUUGGUUUACCGAAGCUGGUCCCGGAGGUCUUGGCGGGGGAGGUACUUGGGGUGCGGCAACAGAUACAAGGAAGAUAUACACAAACAUUGCCAACAGCAACCGAAUGAACUUUACUCUUCUGCCAUCAAAGAAAGUCACAAAUGGUGGAGGCUGGGUGGCGAUGGACGCUCCAACCGGUAAAAUUUUGUGGUCGACCGCUGAUCCGAAGAAUGCCACGGUUAAUCCCGUCACUAUAGCCAACGGUGUCCUUUUUGGGGGCUCAACAUAUUCAACGGGACCCGUGUAUGCCAUCAACGCUGAAACUGGGAAGAUAUUAUGGUCCUAUGAGACUGGAGCCUCCGUCUAUGGUGGCAUGUCAGUAAGCAAUGGAUGCAUGUAUGUGGGGCAUGGGUACAGAGCUCCAGCCUUUACCGCCGGAACCCAUCUCUUCGCUUUCUGCAUAUAAUGAAGUUCUUUCCUCUACGUUGUUUCGUGUCUCAGCCAACAGCCAAGACAUAUCCUCCGCGGCAUUCUUGGCGUUGCACACGUCAACUCUUGAGCUGAUCAUGUCGUGGAAGGAAAGGCGGCCUGUGAAGAACAAGAAAGAAAUGAUUAUGCAAUACAUUAUACCAGUUACGUUUCGUCAAUAUAAUAAUAAACCAGGAGAAAUUUGUAUCAUCAUCAUUAAAUAAACCAGGA
Coffea eugenioides is the source of this 1106-nucleotide messenger RNA. RefSeq names its product outer membrane protein assembly factor BamB-like. The transcript is spliced from 2 exons. Lineage: Eukaryota; Viridiplantae; Streptophyta; Magnoliopsida; Gentianales; Rubiaceae. Bases 181 to 873 code for a protein of 230 amino acids. The record is from RefSeq and is a predicted model, not a curated record.